CUGAACGCAGCAGCAGCCACUGAGUCUCAGUGAGGUUUGAAGAAAGCCUCCAAACCAACUUCAGGCUGCUCCGAGGAAACACACACACACACACACGCUCCUGGGACAACCUUCUGUCACGUUUCAACCACAGUCCGAGCAGAAAGCGGUGAAGAUCAUUAAAGAUGCCGGCCACAGAGAAGGACCUGGCCGAGGACGCUCCGUGGAAGAAGAUCCAGCAGAACACCUUCACGCGCUGGAUCAACGAGCACCUGAAGUGCGUCAACAAGCGGAUCGUGGACUUGCAGAUGGACCUGGACGACGGCAUGAAGCUCAUCUACCUGCUGGAGGUCCUCAGCCACAAGAAGAUGUACAGAAAGUACCACCCGAGGCCCAACUUCAGGCAGAUGAAGCUGGAGAACGUGUCGGUGGCUCUGGAGUUCCUGGACAAGGAGAACAUCAAGCUGGUCUCCAUCGACUCUAAAGCCAUCGUGGAUGGGAACCUGAAGCUGAUUCUGGGUCUGGUCUGGACUCUGAUUCUGCACUACUCCAUCUCCAUGCCAGUCUGGGAGGGCGAGGAAGAGGAGGCAGAGUCAAAGACGCCGAAGCAGCGUCUGCUGGGAUGGAUCCAAAACAAAGUCCCUGAUGUGACGAUCAACAACUUCAGCAAGGACUGGAAGGACGGCAAGGCUCUGGGAGCACUGGUGGACAGCUGUGCACCAGGCCUGUGUCCAGACUGGGAGACCUGGGAUCCAGUGAAACCAGUGGAGAAUGCCACUGAAGCCAUGCAGCUGGCUGAUGUCUGGCUGGGCAUCCCGCAGGUGAUGGCUCCCGAGGAGAUCAUUGAUCCCGCUGCGGAUGAACAGUCGAUAAUGACGUACCUGUCUCAGUUCCCCAAAGCCAAACUGAAGCCAGGAGCUCCACUCAAACCCAAACUCAACCCCAAGAAGGCCCGCGCAUACGGACCAGGUAUUGAACCAGCGGGGAACCGGGUGCUGCGUCCCGCUGUGUUCACGGUGGACACGUUCAGUGCAGGUCAGGGUCAGGUGACCGUCUACCUGGAUCACCCGGACGGCACCAGAGAGGAGUUAAAGGCGGAGCCUAAUGAGGGCAAGAAGACGUUCAGGGUCUCAUAUAUUCCUCAAGUCAUGGGACCUCACAAGGUGACGGUGAUGUUUGCAGGCCAGCAGAUUCCCAAAAGUCCAUAUGAGGUGGACGUGGACAAGGCGCUGGGAGACUCCUCCAAGGUCACGGUCAAAGGCCCGGGAAUCGAACCUGUGGGCAUCAUCGCCAACAAACCGACCUACUUUGACAUCUUCACUGCAGGAGCCGGUACAGGAGACGUGACGGCCAUGAUCAGAGACCCUCAGGGUCAGCAGAACGUCGUGGAGGUGAUGAUGGAGGAUAAGGGCGACAGCACAUAUCGCUGCACCUACCGGCCCACUCAGGCCGGCCCGCACACCGUCACCGUCACCUUCGGAGGGGCGGGAAUCCCCAAGAGCCCGUUCAGCGUGGACGUGGGGCCUGCCUGCGUGCCGGGGUCGUGCAGGGCGACGGGUCGCGGCCUCCAGCCGUCGGGAAUGAGGGUGAAGCAGGUCGGUGACUUCAAGGUGGACACCAAAAACGCAGGCAGUGGAGACCUGAAGGUGCUCGUCAAAGGACCCAAGGGCAUCGAGGAGCCGGUGAAGCAGAUCUCCAGUCAGGACGGUGUGUUCUCCUAUGAGUAUCAUCCCAACAGCCCCGGCAAAUACACCAUCUCCAUCACCUGGGGGGGUCAGCAUAUCCCCAAGAGUCCGUUCGACGUGUCCGUGGGUCGGGAAGCGGGGUCUCAGCAGAUCAGAGCCUGGGGUCCUGGUCUGGAGGGAGGCAUUGUGGGUAAACCUGCUACCUUUGUAGUGGAGUCCGUCGGCACUGAUGUCGGAGUGCUGGGUUUUGCCAUCGAGGGACCUUCUCAGGCUAGAAUCGAGUGCGAGGACCAGAACGACGGCUCAUGUGAUGUCCGUUACUGGCCGCUGGAGGCCGGAGAAUACGCCGUCCAUGUGACCUGUGAUGAGGAGGACAUCGAACACAGCCCCUUCAUGGCCUACAUCGUCCCCGACAACAACGCCAGUGACGCAGAUAAGGUUACGGCUUCCGGGCCGGGGCUUGAGAAGACUGGCUGCCUGGUCAGCCAACCUGCCGAGUUCACUGUCAGCGCUAAGGAUGCUGGGAAAGGACCUCUGAAGAUCACAGCUCAGGAUGCAGAUGGACUUCCUGUGGAGGUAAAGGUGAGGAGUAAAGGUGACGGGCUGUACUCCUGCUCCUACUCGCCCACCUCCCCCCUCAAACACACCUUGGCCGUCACCUGGGGAGGAGUCAGCGUCCCCAACAGCCCCUUCAGGGUGAACGUGGGUAAAGGCAGCCACCCCAAGAUGGUGAAGGUGUUCGGCCCUGGAGUGGAGAGAACUGGGCUGAAGGCCAACGAGCCAACACACUUCACUGUGGACUGUUCAGGAGCUGGAGACGGUGAUGUCAGCGUGGGCAUUAAGUGUGACGCCAAAAUGGUCGGUGACAAAGAGGCCGAUGUGGACUUUGACAUCAUUCCCAACGCCAACGACACGUUCACUGUCAAAUACAUGCCUCCUGCUGCUGGAAGACUCACCGUUAAAGUCCUGUUCACCGACAAGGAAGUUCCACAAAGCCCCUUUCACGUCAAAGUCGAACCUUCUCACGAUGCAUCGAAGGUCAAAGCAGAAGGUCCUGGACUGGCUCGCACUGGUGUGGAGAGCGGGAAGCCGACUCAUUUCACAGUGUUGACCAAAGGAGCCGGUAAAGCACCGCUGGAUGUUUCCUUCUCUUCUCCCGUCAAUGACUUUGAUAUCAUCGACAACUACGACUACUCCCAGACCGUCAAGUACACACCUGUACAACAGGGGGAGCAGGCGAUCACGGUGAAGUUUGGAGGAGAUCCCAUCGCCAAGAGCCCGUUUACAGUCGGCGUCGCUGCCCCGCUGGAUCUCAGCAAAGUCACCGUGGAUAACCUGGAGGGAAGAGCGGAGGUCAAUCAGGAGCAGCAGUUUCUGGUGGACACAAAGGGAGCAGGAGGUCAAGGUCGUCUGGAGGUGGCAGUGCUGAGUCCCAGCCAGCGGGCGGUGAAGUGUAAAAUGGAGCCUCAGCCCAGGAAAGCAGAUGUCAGUCUGGUCCGUUACACCCCCACAGAGGAGGGGGUCCACUCUGUCAACGUGUCCUACGACGGACACCCCGUCCCUGGGAGCCCCUUCCCUGUGGAGGCCCAGCUGCCUCCAGACCCGAGCAAGGUGAAGGCGUUCGGUCCCGGUCUGAAGGGAUGUCUGGUGGGAAACCCGGCAGAGUUCACAAUCGACACCAAGGGCGCCGGCACCGGAGGUCUGGGGCUGACGGUGGAGGGGCCGACCGAGGCCAAGAUCGAGUGUUCGGACAAUGGCGACGGGACCUGCUCCGUCUCCUACCUGCCCACCGAGCCCGGAGACUACCUGGUUAACAUCCUGUUUGAGGAGGUCCACAUCCCAGGCUCGCCAUUCAAAGCCGACGUCCAGAUGCCCUUUGACCCCUUGAAGGUGGUGGCGUCCGGGUCGGGCCUGAAAAGAGCGAAGGUUGGAGAGACCAGUGUGGUGAAUGUGGACUGUUCCCGGGCCGGACCGGGACAACUCACCCUGGAGGCCACACCGGACUCCUCGCCGACCAGCCCGACGGGGUCUGCACCGAGCUCUGGUGUUAAAGCUAAGACGGAGGUGGUGGACAACAAAGACGGGACCUACACGGUGACCUACGUCCCCCUGACCUCCGGCAUGUACACGCUGCUGCUGAAGUACGGAGGCAAGGCCGUGCCCAGUUUCCCUGCCAAGGUGAUGGUGGAUCCUGCCGUGGACACCUCCAAGGUCAAAGUGUUCGGACCCGGAGUGGAAAAACAAGCUGUUUUCAGAGAAGCCACCACAGCGUUCACGGUGGACGCCCGUCCUCUGAGCCGGCGAGGAGGAGACCACGUGAAGGCGGAGGUCAAGAACCCGUCCGGAGCACUGACAGACUGCCAGAUCACAGACAAUGCGGACGGGACCUACAGCGUGGAGUACACUCCCUUCGAGAACGGUGUCCACAGCGUGCAGGUUCUGUAUGACGACACUCCGGUUCCUAAGAGCCCGUUCAGGGUGUCUGUGUCUGAUGGAUGUGACCCCAGCAGAGUGGUGGCUACUGGCCCCGGGCUCCAACAAGCCCUGACUGACAAGACUAACAACUUCAACAUCAUCACCAGAGGGGCUGGCACCGGCGGUCUCGGCAUCACUGUGGAGGGUCCGUCCGAGUCGAAGAUGUCUUGCAAAGACAACAAAGAUGGCAGCUGCAGCGUGGAGUACAUUCCCUACACCCCCGGCCUCUACGACGUCAACAUCACGUACGGAGGAGAGCACAUCCCCGGAAGUCCUUUCAAGGUCCCAGUGAAGGACGUGGUGGACUCCAAUAAGGUCAAGGUGACUGGUCCCGGUGUGGGGUCAGGGGUCAGGGCCAAAAUCCCACAAUCCUUCACUGUGGACUGCAGGAAGGCUGGCGUGGCCCCGCUGGCCGUGGCCGUCACCGGUCCUAAAGGCGUCGCAGAGCCCGUGGAGGUGACAGACAACGGGGACGGGACUCACCUGGUGUCCUACACUCCGUCUGUGGAGGGAUCGUACUCUGUGGGCGUCAAGUACGCGGAGGAGGACGUCCCCCGCAGUCCCUUCAAGUUUCGGGUUCUGCCGACUCACGAUGCCAGUAAAGUGCGAGCCUCCGGACCCGGGCUGACCAGUGGCGUCCCCGCCAGUUUCCCCGUCGAGUUCAACAUCGACGCCAAGGACGCCGGCCAGGGCCAACUGAGCGUGCUCAUCACGGACCAGGAUGGUAAACCCAAGCAGCCCAGCAUCCACGACAACGGUGACGGUACAUACGGAGUGUCUUACAUCCCGCACCGCGCCGGCCGGUACACCAUCGUCAUUAAGUACGGCGGUGACGACAUCCCCGGCUCGCCUUACAGAGUCCGUGCCACAGCAACCGGAGACGCCAGCAAGUGCUCCGUCACCGGUCCAGGUGUGGGUCCCACGGUGGCCAUCGGCGAGGAGCUGGGCCUGGUGGUGAACGCCAAGGGUGCUGGGAAAGGGAAGGUGAGCUGCGUGGUGGUUCAGCCCGACGGCAGCGAGGUGGAGGCCGAGGUGCUGGAGAACGAGGACGGCACCUUCGACAUCUUCUACACCGCGCCGGCGCCCGGGAACUACGUCAUCUAUGUCCGCUUCGGAGGGGAGAACGUCCCACGCAGUCCCUUCAAAGUCAUGGCCACUGAUGAGGUACCCAUGAUGCAAGAGACGAGGUCUUUUCAGCAACAGGCCCCCCCCGGAGCUGGCCUCCAGCCCUGGUUUAAUGUGGUCGCCUGA
Messenger RNA from Cottoperca gobio, 5390 nucleotides. RefSeq names its product filamin B a (gene flnba). NCBI's taxonomy places the organism in Eukaryota, Metazoa, Chordata, Actinopteri, Perciformes, Bovichtidae. Gene Ontology annotation, molecular function: actin filament binding. The coding region runs from base 165 to 5390 and encodes 1741 amino acids. The record is from RefSeq and is a predicted model, not a curated record. Gene Ontology annotation, biological process: actin cytoskeleton organization. The transcript has 34 exons.